Messenger RNA from Hippocampus comes (tiger tail seahorse), 936 nucleotides. Its product is annotated as N-acetylglucosamine-1-phosphotransferase subunits alpha/beta-like. Gene Ontology annotation, cellular component: Golgi apparatus. The transcript has 7 exons. The record is from RefSeq and is a predicted model, not a curated record. Gene Ontology annotation, molecular function: UDP-N-acetylglucosamine-lysosomal-enzyme N-acetylglucosaminephosphotransferase activity. Bases 1 to 936 code for a protein of 311 amino acids. Gene Ontology annotation, biological process: N-glycan processing to lysosome; carbohydrate phosphorylation. NCBI's taxonomy places the organism in Eukaryota, Metazoa, Chordata, Actinopteri, Syngnathiformes, Syngnathidae.
AUGUAUGAGAACGAGUUUGAGUUGUACCCGGGCGCCGGCAUCGCUCUGCUCUACCUUAAAACGCCACAGGACUUCAUUUUUCUCCUGCAAUUGGCGAAAAGUAGCAGACUGAAACUGGAUGGGAAGAAGCUGGCCAUCAGUCCUGUAAACUUGUUCUGGGAUAUGAGGGCCAUCGCAGAGUUUUUACAGAAGCGGCCUGCCCCUCCCAAAAAAGAGAUGAGGGACUCUCUCACAGCCAACCGCUUCGAAGAGAACGGUGCUCUCCUCUAUUCUUUACGCUCCAUGGAGAAACAUGCGCCGUGGGUGCGACACGUCUACAUCGUCACGAACGGGCAGAUUCCCUCCUGGCUCAACCUGCAAAACCCUCGCGUUUCAAUUGUCACACACAAGGAAAUCUUCCUGAACAUGAGCCAUCUCCCCACCUUCAACUCGCGCGCUAUCGAAAGCCAUCUCCACCGCAUCCCAGGCAUCUCGCAAAAGUUCCUUUACCUCAACGACGACAUGAUGUUUGGCAAAGACGCAUGGCUGGACGACUUCUACACCCCAACCGAUGGGCAGAAAGUUUAUCUCGAGUGGGCUUUAGCGGCUUGUUCAAAAGGCUGUCCAGCACACAGGAUCAAUAACGGGCAGUGUAAUCGGGAGUGCAACAAUGCCGCCUGCCAAUGGGACGGAGGAGACUGCAAAGUCAGAAACCGCAGGUCCAUAAGCAGCGCUGGUGAUGGGGGUUUAUUUCAAGCUCACAAGACUCAGUCAAACAGCCAGAAGUCAAGCCUGACACAAAAACCAGCAAACUUCUCGAAUGAGAAUAAGGCUCCUUUGGGGAUGACGCUCCAACAGCUGUACAACCUCAAGUUUGGCGGCAUGAGCCGAAAGGCGAUCUCACACGCGCCCUAUAUGAUUGACAAGUUUGUGAUGCAGGAGCUGCAGGACGCGUGA